Egretta garzetta (little egret) is the source of this 2759-nucleotide messenger RNA. RefSeq names its product E3 ubiquitin-protein ligase TRAIP. Gene Ontology annotation, molecular function: ATP binding; protein kinase activity. NCBI's taxonomy places the organism in Eukaryota, Metazoa, Chordata, Aves, Pelecaniformes, Ardeidae. The record is from RefSeq and is a predicted model, not a curated record. Gene Ontology annotation, biological process: protein phosphorylation.
AUGCCGUUUGGCUGCGUGACACUGGGAGACAAGAAAGAUUAUAACCAGCCGUCCGAGGUGACCGACAGAUAUGACCUGGGCCAGGUCAUCAAAACGGAGGAGUUCUGUGAAAUAUUCCGGGCCAAGGAGAAGACCACAGGGAAGCUCUACACCUGCAAGAAGUUUCUGAAGCGGGACGGGCGGAAAGUGCGGAAAGCAGCCAAAAACGAGAUCAUCAUCCUCAAAAUGGUGAAACACCCCAAUAUCCUGCAGCUGGUGGACGUCUACAUCACCCGCAAGGAGUAUUUCAUCUUCCUGGAGCUGGCCACUGGCCGGGAGGUCUUCGACUGGAUCCUGGACCAGGGUUACUACUCGGAGAGGGACACCAGCAACGUCAUCCGGCAGGUCCUGGAGGCCGUUGCCUACCUGCACUCACUCAAGAUCGUCCACAGGAACCUCAAGCUGGAGAACCUGGUGUACUAUAACCGCCUGAAGAACUCCAAGAUCGUCAUCAGCGACUUCCACCUGGCCAAGCUGGAGAAUGGGCUCAUCAAGGAGCCCUGCGGCACCCCCGAGUACCUGGCUCCGGAGGUGGGGGGUCGGCAGCGGUCCGGGCGGCCGGUGGACUGCUGGGCCAUUGGCGUCAUCAUGUACAUCCUCCUCUCGGGAAACCCCCCCUUCUAUGAGGAGGCAGACGAGGAAGAUUAUGAGAACCAUGACAAGAACCUCUUCCGCAAAAUCCUGGCUGGGGACUACGAGUUUGACCCGCCAUACUGGGAUGACAUCUCACAGGCGGGUGAGCCCUAUGCCGGGAGGGGGACAUGGGGUCCCAUGUUGUAUGUGUCCCCUGGCGCUGACUUCUCCCCUCGUGCCCCCAGCCAAGGAGCUGCCGCCUCUGACAAGAACAUCAAGGACGGUGUCUGUGCCCAGAUUGAGAAGAACUUCGCCCGGGCCAAGUGGAAGGAGUUGCAUCCUGCUGUCUCCUGGCAAGCUAGGGGGUGGCCCCUGGGAGCAGCACUCCUGGAUUUUUAAGAAUUCACUGUAUGUUUUGUUUUCCUUUCCAGUCUCAUCCAGUGGUUUGACACAGCACCGAGCCGGACUUGCCCGCAGUGCAGAAUCCAGGUCAGCAAAAGACAUAUCAUCAAUAAGCUGUUUUUUGAUGUUGCCCUGGAGGAGCAGACAGCACCGGAUGCAGAGACCUUGCAGAAUGAACUGGACAAGGUGAAGGCUCAGCUCUCCAUGGAAGAGAAAGAAAAGCGGGAAUGCCAGGCCAUUGUUGAUGAGCUGAGGGACACUCUGGAUGUGCGCAAUGCCACAAUAGAGUCACUCCAGAAAGUGCUGGGAGAGACAGAGAUGCUGUGCUCCUCUCUCAAGAAGCAGAUGAAAUUCCUGGAGCAGCAGCAGGAGGAUAACAGAAGUUCAAAGGAGGAGGCCCGCCGUCUGCGAAACAAGCUGAGAAGCAUGGAGCGGAUUGAGCUGUUGCUUCAGAGCCAGCGCCCCGAAGUGGAGGAGAUGAUCAGAGAGAUGGGAGUUGGGCAGGCAGCGGUGGAACAGCUUGCAAUCUACUGUGUCUCACUGAAAAAGGAAUAUGAAAACUUGAAGGAGGCUUGGAAGAUCUCUAGUGAGAUGACAGAGAAGCUGAAGAAGGAGCUGUUUUCUGUCAAUAACAAGCUGCAGAAAACAGUUUCAGAGUUGGAGAAGACAAAGGAGGAGUUAAAAAGCACCCAGAAGGAUCUGAAGAAUGCAGACAAGGAGAUCUUGAGUUUGAAGAAGAAGAUAGACAUCCUGCAGGAUACUCUGAAAGUCCCAUCAGUAACCAGGGAGACACUCAGUCGACUGGUCUUUGAAAGCCCCACUCCUGUUGAACUGCGGCACCCGAAGCUCCACUGCCCAGCCCACAGCGAUGAGAUCAAUCUAGAUGCUACUUUUGAUGUGGACACCCCUGAACAUCAGCCCUGCAGACCUCUCUUCAGCCCUGCAAAAAGGCAGAAGCUGGAUAAAAAGCUGCCUCCUGUGGUAAAUCUGGCGAAGAAAGUUCUGAAGGAGACGGUGGAGAACUGCACAGAUGAUCUGGAGGAUGAUGCUCUUAAAGGACUCCUGCCAGCAUUCAUCAGGAACUCUGUUCUCUCCAAGAAGCCAUCUUCGGGUAGCUUGUUGGGUUCCCACAAGAACAUGGGCACUGUGAGGAUGGGAUACGAUGGCUUGGGAGGCAGAACAAAGUUCAUACAGCCUACAAACCUGGCAGAGAUCCAUCCCUUAGCAGUGAGGAGCAAGAAAAAGAAUGUCACCAGGCCAGCAUCUGCAGCUCCCUCCAUGGGUUCCUCCAGCAGCAGCCAAGCCAGGCUGGACAGUUUCCUGCAGUGAGAGCCCCUGCCUUCCCGGGGAGCAGCUGGGCAGGGCGUGCUUGCCCGGAGCCUGGCACAAAGCAAUGUGCAACCACUGCUGUGCAGGGGACUACUGUUUGCAAAGUACCCAUGCUGCGUUGUGGUUGAGACCAGCUGCCCUGGGGAGAAUCCUGGCCUUGCAGUGAGCCGACAGGAGACCAAGCCUCUGGCUAAUGCUUGGACUGAUUUACACAUACACACACCCACACCCAUUUUACCCCUCCUUCCUCCUAAUUUAAUGCAGAGUAAACAGGGUUUUCUCAUCUUCUGGCCUGCUUGGAGCUCUGCAGUUGAUGCUGCUGUUGGGUGCUCUGACAUAAAGGUGGAACCACUCUUGGAUACAGCCACAAGCCAGAGACACGGGAAGUGUGUCUGGGAUGUCAGUAUGGAGCGAGA